GCUCUGGCAGUGUGGUGUUUGCCGUUGUUCGGGCUGUCUCGCGGUCUCCCUCGCUUUGAUUGACGUGGACUGGACGCCGCAGGCUCCUAUAGCUGCUCGGUUGCUGGCAGCCGGCGCGAGGGGUAAGUCCUACAAUGACUGAAAGCUUCUCAAAAAUAGAAGAUGAGACUUUUCCAAGUUUUCUAGGAGAGUCCAUAAACAGCAACAUAAGUGUGGCAUUAGAAAACUGUACCCUUACAUCAAAUCUUGGACUGCCAGUUGCUGCAUCUACUGUUGCCAAAACUCGUUCUGGAUUUGACAGACUUCCUGAUAUUCAGGCAUCCUAUUUAGGUAAUGGCAAAUUAUCGCCCGCAGAUAACUCCAUUCAUUUCAGUCAGUCUGAUAGUGAUUUGAAAGGGAAACAUGUUCUUGGCUUCAAGGAUGAAUUUGGUCCGCAGAAGACUGUUGAAGGGGGAGGCCCUGCACUGCAAAACCCCUCAAAUGCUGAUAUGGAACACAGUUCAUCAAAUGAGAAUCAGCAAUUAUCAAGUGAUCUUUACAAAUAUCCACACAGCAAACAAAAAGAGCCUCCAGUUACAGCAGAUUUUUCCGAAGACAUCAGGAAACCUACAUCAGAGGAUGACUUUGAAUCCGUUUCAAGUUUCUUAGAAAAUGAAAAGCUAAUGUCUAUUGCCAGCUUAGAUGGCAGUUCUUCAGAUGAAUUGGAUGAUGAAGAAUUUUAUGAUGACCAGUUGGAGGCUUAUUUCAAAAAACUUCUUCCUCCAGGAAUGCAGCGUGGUAUUAUUGAAGGGCAGGAGAUUGCGGAUCCUAGGAGAGUCUCCUAUACGACAAGAAAUAGCAUUCCAACUAGAACAGUGAAUCAGGAAUCCGAAAGAUUACAGUUUCUGGAGGACUGUGAGGAACAUUUCCAGAUGCUUCAUGUUCGGCUGGCGGCCACCGGCAUGGAUUCGGCACCUGCUAGUGAUGAUGAUGAUGAUGAUGACGUACAACUGGAACUUGAAAAGGCUGCACAGCUACACCUUCAGAGAGAGCAGUUUCUGCAGAGCACAGCAAUGCACUUGGUUGAAGAGCAGAAUAGACUAAGUUUUAGGCCAGGACUUGAAGGUGGAAGCUCUGAAGAUGAGUCAUCAAACCAAAGACUUCCUUCACGUACCAGUGUGAAUGCUGCUAGGCCGUCUGUUGAAAGUAAUCUUCAUUCGAAUACAGAUGACAAGUUUAGUCUUGGAGAUGGCAGUAGUGGAAGUGAUGAUGAGGGGACAACUUUACGGAACUCUGUAGCACAGUCUACUGAGCUCUGGGAAGCAGAUUUUGUUAGAAGAAAUGUAGCUGGUGCAGAAAGUGGGAAGCUUACUCAGGUUCUGCCCACAAAGCAGCUAAUGGAAGAUCGGAAAGAACCGGUUGGUAAUGGUGCAGCAUUAAAAGAAAGUAAACUAAACCAUUCUCAGCUUGAUGUCUUGAAGCAAGGAUUGAUGGAGGAUGGCAAUUUAUUACAGAAUUCUGUUGAGGGAAAGAAACUAGAUUCUUUUUAUUUUGAAAAUGGAAACAUCUCAAGCAAAUAUACUCACGAUGCUGGAGUCAAUAGAUUGUCCGAUCCCUUUUUCUCUUCGUGUCAAGAGAACCAGGGCUGCCCAGAUACACCAGCAAUGUGGAAGUCUAUGCAGGAACAGCCAUUUUCAUGGUGCUUAGGACAAUCUGGGAAUGAGGGAGGUGGAAGCCCUUCGCAAAGUGUAGUUUACCAAAAUGAAGAUGGUAAAUGGGUGACAGAUCUUGCGUACUAUAGAUCCUUCGAUGGUGAGGAUAAUGGAAAAUUCUCUCAAACUAGUGGAGACCUAAUAAAUGAAAGCAAUUUUGUUGCUGGAAGUGAUGCUUUAGCCAUGAUUGAGGAAGAUCAGCAGGAAUUUGAAAAAGAACACAGAUUUAUUCAGGAAGAGCAAAUGGAUUUAGACAAUAUCUCCCUCAACAUGGGUGACACCUCUUGGAAGUUACCACCAAGUAAUGUAUUGCUUAGAACAUCUCAGGUGAAUUCGGACAUGUGUAAAGAAGAUGCAAGCUAUCUGCGCCUUUCCCUUGGUGAAUUUUUCAGUCAGAGAUCAGAGGCUCUCGGCUGCCUAGGUGGAGGGCAAGAUGUAAAAAGGCCCUCCUUUGGCUAUCAUAUAAUUUCUCCAGAGAAGCAGGAGCCUAUUGUCCUUCUAAAGGCCUCAGAUACAUCUGGAAACUCUGACUAUGAAACUACUAUAAAGUUCUUUGAUGACACAUUAAUUCCAGAAGACCUUGGAUGUUUACCAGAUGAUCAGAAAAUCGCUUGUGCUACAUUUGAAGUUGGAACACCAGAAAAGAAAUCGGAAGAAACUAGCCAUCGUAAAUCAGAGCAUGAGGAAACUAUUGCCAGUGCAGAAAUGUUGAAAGAAAAAUCAGACCAGGAAACAGAAAAAAAAGUUCUCAGCAUAAGUAAAAUUGCAUCUGCAAUUGCUGAUGCUUCUUCCAGUGCAGACCCUUCUCAGUUAGCUGCUAUAAUAAUGGAACUCUCGCAUAAAAGUAAAACCCUUUCUGUGACUUCAGAUCCAGAAAACCCAGACUUCUCUGUUAACUGGUUGAGCACAUCCUUAGAAAAAUAUGCUCCUGCAAUCAUUGAUAUGGAGAGAUACUUGAAAGCAACAGAAAUUAGUGGUCGUGAAAGUGAAAUGGAGAGCUUUGUGCAGUCCAUGAAUGAUUUUACCUGGGAUAUGUCUCCUAUGUACAAGCAGCAAGUUUUGCAGGACUCUGUUGGUGAUCUGACCAACAUCACUGAUGUUCAAAAACAAGAUCUGAAGAAACCGGACAACUCACAUGAAGUGCACACAAGUUCACUUCAGACAGAGAAUGUUGGUAGGAAGACUGAAACCAAAGCUGUAUGUCUUGUUGCAUCUGUGGGUCACCAGUCUAAAGCUGGUGGUUCUGGUAGCAACCAUACAAAAUUAAAAACAAGUAUGGGGCAGACUUCAGAAUUGCCGAACGCCAAACAACAUUUUCAAACAAGCGAUACUAAGCAUUCAACCUCUGAAAAAUCACGUACAGAAAAGGAAAAAGGAAAGGUUACAAAAUCUGGCAUUCAAACUGUAGCUCCAAUUCAACGGAAAUCUGACACUUUAGGGAAUAAAGUGAAACCUUUGCAAGAAAGAGUGAAGGAAGUGAGCCAAGUAACUGCCUUCAAGCAGGGACAAACCGAAAGCAGUUCACAAUUAACGUCAAAUAUUCCCAAGAGUACAAAGGUUUUACGAUCACCCAGGAGAUCUAGCUCACGUUUAAGUGAUCCGGAUCGCCAGCAACAUAGUAAUAAUUCUGAACAAAUUUGCAAAGACAUCCACCAGAAACAUGUUAGUUUUCAGACAUCUGCCUCCACUAAAGUACCAAUAAAAGCUACUGAUUUUUCAGGCCAUGAUGCUAAUGGAAUGGAGGAUGACCAAUACACCUUUAGACCUUCAACCUCGCCUCUAAUUCACUCUUCUCCAAGCCAGGAUUCAUUGAAAAUAUCUGACCAAAGCUCUGCUAAUUGUUCUGAGAGUACGGUUUCUGAGUCCUCUUGUCUUAGUCCCAGCUUAAGCAGGUUGACUUACAUUUCGAUGGCAGAAAAUACUUUGCAGGCUGCAACAAAUCCAAGUACAGCAAAUAAGAGCAACGAUACAAUUGAGUUGAGCACAACUAUUGUUCGAGCCAGCCCAACGCCUCAAGAAAUGCAGAAUAAUCCAAAUAUUUUAUCCUGGCAAAAUAAAAGAAGCUUGGGAUCAGAUACUAGCCCCUUAAAACUACGCAAGGAUUCUUCUCCUAAACAUUAUAACCAUACCCAAAAGGAAGACGUUUUCAAUUUCCAAGACAAAAGUAAAUCUGUAAAUGUUAAAGAAAAGAUUAAGGCAGGUGGUCCAACUGGCACACCAUUGAACUAUAAUCAAGAGCCAUCUGUCCCAGUGGACCCUUCUUUUCCAUAUCCGAGAUUUACACACACAUCAAGUCAAGCAUUUGGUUCUACUAAUAUUAUUCCAGCAAGUGGAUUGGAGAACUAUCCACUGAUUCAAAGUGCCACUCUAAAUGGCCAGUAUGUUUCAAGUUUGAAACCCGUUCAUCAGGACCUAGAAAAUAUGGCACUUUCUGUUCAAGCUCUUCUCACUGGACAGUCUCUUUCAUCAACUGCGUUUGCUCAACAGUACUUGGGGAGCAUGACAACAGUUGGGAAUACAGUUCCACAAACAUAUCAAGUUGGACCUUCAUCACUUUAUGGCACGCAUACUGGAUAUCCUAGCUGUAGCAUUCCAGCACAACACAGUCAGAACACUAGCUCUGGGCUUCUAACUGCCCUCCCCAUAACUAGUCAUAUGGCUAGCAAACCAGAAAGUGCCACUGUAGCUGUUGGCUUUCCUGGGCAAUCUUUUAGCACAACUGGACUUCAGCAGUGGGGUGCUAGAGUAUCCUCUGGAUUUGGGCAAGUUUUGGUGCCUGAAGAACUGACAUUUCCCAGUGCAUGUUGUGUGGGCAUUGCUUCACAGUCGUCCUUAAAUGUUUUUAAUCCAAAUGACAGAUGGAUGCAGGUUAAUUUUGCAAUACAAAGCAUUGCUGUUAAUGGUGAAAAGAUUGAUACAGCAGCUUACCAGUGCUUGGUUUUCAAGAACAAAACAAUAAUUGGUCCACGAUCUGGAGAAGAAAUGAAAUUCCUUUUCCUGCCUCAAAGAUCUGGUCUCUUCCAAUGUGUGCUUAGUGUCUCAUCUUUCCCGGUAUCUGCUGAUACAGAGACCAUCUUAAGAGCCGAAGCUAUGACUUCAAAAGUUCUCAUCACUGCAGUUUCAGAAUAUCCGUUAAUAGAGGUGGAUACAGGAAAGACAGAUGGCUUGGAUUUUGGCGAUCUCUCAACAGGAAGCUGGAAAGCACUUCCUCUUAAGCUAAUAAAUAGGACACAUGCCACCGUUCCAAUCAGACUUAUUAUUAGUGCGAAUGCCACAGCUUGGCGUUGUUUCACGUUUUCUAAAGAUCCUUCAACUCUGCCUAGUGAGUAUCCAUUACAAGUGGAUUUAUCGAAGAUGUCUUCGCCAUCUGUUAUAAGCCAAGUGAUGCAUGCUACAUAUGAUGGACAGGAACCAGAAUGUAUUUUAACAUGGAUUGUGUUUCAUGCCCCACAAUCAUACAGUACUACAGGUACUCUGGGCCCAGCAGAAGAGUAUGUGGCAAGGGUUGAUGUAGAAGUGGACAGUCCUGGACCUGCUUGUGUAUUAAAAAGUGUCCCAUUGCGUGCAAGAGCAGGAUGUGCAAGGAUUCAUGCACCCAAAGAUUUGCAGUUCAUUCAUUUACUAUGUAAUGUGGGAUCAUAUGCAAAACAGCUUCUACCACUGAAGAAUGCUGGGAAUAUUGCUGUUCAUUUGCACAUAAAGUCCUCCAAUCCUGACAGCUGUUUCAGUGUAAAUCCUGAAGACUUGUUCCUUGUACCUGGGGAAGAACAAAUAGUUGCUGUUACAUUCUCUCCACAGUAUUCAAAACUUCAGAAAAGUGUCUUGAAAAUUAUGGUGCAGCCUUCAGGCCCCCAAUAUGAAGUGUCUGUAGUUGGAGAAACAGAGAGCCAAGGGAACAGGAAUCCUGUAAAUCCACCGUUACUUAAUAUUUCAGAUGUGCCCCCAAUUCUCUCUAAUAAGCAAUUUGUGUCUUGGGGUGGAGUUGGUCUUGGAAGAUCAGUUCAGCAAAAGUUAAUGCUAAGGAAUACAUCUACAAAUUCUAGCCAACAUUUGCGACUCCUAAUCAGAGGACAGGACCAAGACUGCUUUCAGUUGCAGAACAUAUUUGGAACUGAGGAGCGGUUGACCAGUAAUCGUGAACUUACUAUCCGUGCCAAAGAGGAUGCCACUAUUCACUUGAUGUUUUCUCCGACAUGUGUUGGUUGUAUGCUAGCAAGGCUUGAAAUUAAACAAUCUGGAAUUAAAUCCUCUCUUCCUGGCAUCAAAUUUACUAUACCUCUCUCUGGUUAUGGAGGAACAAGUACCCUGAUUCUUGAUGAUGUGAAGAAACUAUCUGACAGCUACUUGGUGACGCUGAAUGGAGUUUCUACUGGCAGAGUUAGCCAUGUAGAAUUCCUUAUGAAAAAUACAGGCUCCCGAGCGGCUUACGUGAAAGCAGUGUGCUUUUCAGACUUUCAGAAAAAUGUUACAGCUAAUCCAAAAAACUUUUGUGUAAAGCCAGAGAAAUUUGUUCUGAUGGAGAGAUCACAGGAGAUUAUUACAAUAACCUGCAAUGCUACAGAGCGGGAGGAAAUGUUAUGUCAGAGCAAUAGUAUGCUAAUGGCUACAGUGUGCUUUUUCUGUGGUGAUGAGGUUGCCAGACAACAAUAUCGCAGAGCACUGCUACAUAAACCUGAAACAGUAAAAAAAAUUAUUGCUGAAAAUCCUCGACUGAAAAGUAUCAAGUUUGAUGAAGAGUUUGCUGGUGAGCACUUGAUGUCUGAAGUAUAUGACUUACCACAAAGACCUAACGACAUUCAGCUUUUUUAUGCAAAUAUGAGUAAAAUCAUACUUUCAGUUGUUGGAAGUAAGAUGAAUACAAAUACCAGUGAAAACAGAGGUCAGGUGGAUCUCAGAGCAAAUGUGGACAGCUCUGUGGGAAAUACAGACAGAAACAUGGGAAAUAUAUCGUUAGAUGUACUUCCUGUAAAAGGCCCCCAGGGACCUCCUUUGUUUUCAAGCACUAAUAAGCCUGUCCAGCCAUCUGCAUCGCAUGAGCAAACUUGGAGUGUGCAGCCAGACUAUCUUGUGUUGACAGCACCAACUAUAAGUGGCAUAGCCGGAACAGGACAAAUAAAAUUGACAAACUCCUCCUUAAGGUUAUUACAAUUUGAAUUAUCUUGGCCAGCUCAUUGUCUGACUAUUACACCCCAGCAUGGAAAUGUUGAACCACAGAGUCAUAUAAUAAUCCUUGUAAGUCCUAAUCCGUCCCUGGCAACAAAGUCGAACUUGCUUCCGUGGAAUGGACAGAUUUAUGUGCACUGUGACAAUGGACAAAAGUUUGUUAAAGUCCAAAUAAGUGAAGAGUCCAGUCUGGAUAAGCCAUCUGGUGCUGCACCAAAACAUGUCCCCAUCCUUUCCCCUCACCCGGAGACACCUGUACAUAUGGCAAAACCAUUACUUAAAGCUCCUUACGCAAAAGUCGAAGUGAAGAACCGCAUGCUAAUGUUCCCUAAAACUGCAUCUGGUGAAAGUUCAGAAACCUUUUUAGAUCUUGAAAACCCAGGAGAUGAAGAAAUCAAAUGGCUUCUAUCAUCCUUUGCACCUCCUUAUGUGAAGGGAAUUGAUCAAAGUGGUGACGUGUAUCGUGCCAAUUACACGGCAUUUAGAUGUUCCCGUGUAUCUGGUGUACUUGCUGCUCAUGCAAAAUUAAAGGUAGCAAUUUCUUUUUUUCCUCGUGACAGAGGGGAUUAUGCCCAAUACUGGGAUCUUGAGUGUCAUCCAGUUACAGAGCCUCAUUUAAAGCAUAAAGUGAGGUUUCAGCUGUGUGGAGAAGGUGUCAAAGAUGGAGAUUUAUCCAGCAGAUAUUCAGCUGAUUUGAAAACCGAUGAUCCUGUUAUACCAAGGAAAAGAUGUGGGUCAGAGGCAUCUACACUGAAGACACAAGAAGAAGGCAAUCGUGGAGUGUUUGCACCGCAAGAACUGUACACAUUUCCUCCAACACUGGUUAGCGACUCCAGCACUUUAAAAGUAAAUCUACAGAACAACUCCUUCUCAACAUAUAUGCUGAAAUUUGUUAGUCCAGGGGAACCAUUCCAUAUGAAGCAUUCCAAAUAUUCUUUAAGAGCUCAUCACUAUAUCAACCUGCCAGUGAAAUUCAAGCCAAGUUCAUCCGGCAAAUUCGAUGGCCUCCUGGUCGUACAAGCAGACACCGGAAAUAUCUGUAUUCGACUUGUUGGUGAAGCACUGCUUAAGUGACUUGUCUAAAAGUGUUCUUCGAUUUGUGUCUAAUGCUGCUGUCAUGUUAAACAUAAUAUUUGUUGACUUGAGUGAAAAUAUUCAAAGACAUAACACUACACAUCAACAAAGCAUAUGUUUACAGUCUCUAUUUUCAAGUUUGAGUAAUGCACUUUUAUUAAUAAACUGUACAUUUGUUUGUAAAUUAUUGGAAUGGCUGAUGUAGGAAAUGGAUUAUUGUUCUUUGGUUUGAAUAAAGAUUUCUAUUAAGCUUUUUGAAAGUGCUAGUUAUCUAAAUGUUUAAAUGCAUUUUGAGAUGGCUUCAAUGUAAAUAUUCUGUUCUGUCCAAACCAUUUCCUCCCCAUCCAGUUUGAAGUGGUGACUGUCUAAAUAGGUACAGACUUAUUUAAAGAUACUUGAUCCAAGAGAGAAAUCUCAAUAAAUUGAUACAGUGACUUUAGUAUGGGUAGCUCUUUGACUUUGUAUGACUUCACUCUUUUCAAUGACACUCAUCUAUUUUUAAUGCAUAGCACUGGUUACCUUCAGACAGUUGAUUAAGACUUGAGUGCGUAUUUUCUAGCAGCCACUGACUUACCAGUCGGGACUAUACACUUCAGAUGUCUUGGUUAUUUAUAGAACACAUGUAAUGGGAUUCUCUAAUGUUUAUAGAACAAACAACUUUUGUAUAGGACUACGGCAAAGAUAAAAAAAUCUUGCACUUGUUGCUACUGCAAUUGGAUAUCCAUAUAAUUCUGGAAAUUUAUGUAACCCUUUCGAGCUGUUUUGUGUGGUUUGUAUAUAUCUCUAUUAAUAUGUCAAUAAGAGUGGUCCAAAGACUCCUUAAUCAAAGUGCCUCUCUCUACUUGAUACUGUACUUUCAAUUUUAGGAAACGUGUGGAUCACAAUCUAUUUUUCAGUAUUUCUAAAACGCAAACUUGACAUGGCAAGCUAUUGUCUGUA
This is a messenger RNA of Pelobates fuscus (common spadefoot toad), 8867 nucleotides long. RefSeq names its product centrosomal protein 192 (gene CEP192). Gene Ontology annotation, molecular function: protein kinase binding. Gene Ontology annotation, biological process: centrosome duplication; centrosome-templated microtubule nucleation; mitotic spindle assembly. Gene Ontology annotation, cellular component: centriole; cytoplasm; pericentriolar material. The record is from RefSeq and is a predicted model, not a curated record. The coding region runs from base 135 to 7928 and encodes 2597 amino acids. Lineage: Eukaryota; Metazoa; Chordata; Amphibia; Anura; Pelobatidae. The transcript has 49 exons.